CCGCCAGCUCCGGGACGGGCGGGGAAAACCCCACCGCGCUCCGACGUGCCCAUGGGCCUAGUUCAGCGCCUUGCACGCCCCGCCCCGCCUGACGGCAGCAGCGAGGAAUGCGCUUCCGGAGGCGAAGAGGGAGCAGCGGCACUGGCGGGUCCGUCUGUCUCCUUUCGCGGGUCUGCCACACGGGAGAAGGAUUGGAGGAGUGAGGGAUCCGCCGGACGCCGCCCCGGAGAGAGCAGGCCCGGAGGAGAAGGGGUAGAAAGGAGCUUUCCUGCGCCGCCAGCCAGCUUCUCCUCGGCGCCAGACGCAUCAGAGGCGAGCCCGGCCAUGGCACGGAUAUAUUUCAAUUUUCUUCUCUGGGUUGGAAUAUUAAAUUGCCUCAUACCGUAUGGAUUUGCCCAACAAAGUGGGAGCAUUUGUAUAAAUGCUAAUGCAAAAUCAUGUGCUGAUUGUAUACAAGCUGGCCCAGAUUGUGGAUGGUGUAAAAAUAUAACCUUUUUGAAAGAAGGAGAAUCUACUGCAGCACGAUGUGAUGACUUGGAUGCUUUAAAAAGUAAAGGCUGCCCCCCAGAAGAAAUUGAAAACCCCAGAGGCACACAUAUAUUGCUAAAAAACAAAGAAGUCACAAAUCGCAUCAAAGGGACGGCUGAAAGUCUUAGACCAGAAGAUAUUACCCAGAUUCAACCACAGCAAGUGCUGUUGAAGCUGCGGAAAGGGGAACCACAAACAUUUUCAUUAAAAUUCAAGAGAGCUGAAGAUUAUCCAAUUGACCUUUAUUACCUCAUGGAUCUGUCUUACUCUAUGAAAGAUGAUUUGGAAAAUGUCAAAAGUCUUGGAACCUCUCUGAUGAGUAAAAUGAAAAAUAUAACUUCAGAUUUUCGAAUUGGCUUUGGUUCUUUUGUUGAAAAAACAGUAAUGCCUUAUAUAAGUACCACACCUGCGAAACUCAGGAAUCCUUGCACAGGUGAUCUUAACUGUACAAGUCCCUUUAGCUACAGGAACGUGCUCAACUUCACCAGCAAUGGGAGCUGGUUCAAUACACUUGUAGGGGAACAGCAAAUCUCAGGCAAUUUGGAUUCUCCAGAAGGAGGAUUUGAUGCAAUAAUGCAGGUUGCUGUAUGUGGUUCAAGAAUUGGAUGGAGAAGAAAUGUCACUCGCCUAUUGGUUUUUUCCACGGAUGCUGGGUUCCAUUUUGCUGGAGACGGGAAGCUUGGAGGAAUUGUUUUACCAAAUGAUGGACAAUGUCAUUUAGAAAAUAAUAUGUACACAAUGAGCCAUUACUAUGAUUAUCCCUCUAUUGCUCAUCUUGUUCAGAAGCUAAGUGACAAUAAUAUUCAGAUAAUAUUUGCUGUCACAGAGGAAUUUCAGCCAGUGUACAAGGAGUUGAAGAAUUUGAUUCCUAAAUCUGCAGUGGGAAUGCUGUCUUCAAACUCGAGUAAUGUGAUUCAGCUGAUCAUUGAUGCUUACAAUUCAUUGUCUUCAGAAGUUAUUUUGGAAAACAAUAAAGUACCUAAGGAGAUAGCAAUAGAAUAUAAAUCUUUCUGUAAGAACGGAGUGAAUGGAACAGGAGAUGAAGGAAGAAAGUGCUCUAACAUUUCAAUUGGAGAUGAGGUUAGAUUUGAGAUUACAAUAACAGCUAAUCAAUGUCCAGAAAAAGGACAAAAUGAAACAAUUAAAAUCAAACCGCUUGGUUUUACUGAAGAAAUAGAGAUUAAUCUGGAAUUCAUUUGUGAAUGUGAUUGCCAUAAUGAAGGAAUUGAGGACAGCCCUCUAUGCCAUUUUGGAAAUGGAACAUUUGAGUGUGGAGCUUGCAGGUGCAAACCUGGGCGUAUUGGAAAUCACUGUGAAUGCAGCAUGGAGGAAGUUAAUAGUGAAGACAUGUCAGGCACCUGUAGGCAGGCUAACAGUUCUGAAAUAUGUAGCAACAAUGGUGAAUGUAUUUGUGGGCAGUGUGUGUGCAGUAAGCGAGAGAAUCCAAAUGAAAUCUAUUCUGGCCCAUAUUGCCAGUGUGAUAACUUCAAAUGUGAUCGAUCAGAUGGUUUAAUUUGUGGAGGACACGGUGAAUGUAAAUGUCGUGAAUGUGAAUGCUGGGCAAAUUACACUGGCUCUGCUUGUGAGUGUCCCCUAGAUACGACUCCUUGUGAAGCUGCAAAUGGACAAAUCUGCAAUGGUAGAGGAAUAUGUGAAUGUGGAAUAUGCAACUGUACCGAUUCCAAAUUUCAGGGACCAACAUGUGAGCUAUGUCAGACUUGUCUUGGUGUCUGUGCAGAGCACAAAGAUUGUGUCCAAUGCAAAGCCUUUAACAAAGGAGAAAAGAAAGAACGGUGUGAAAAAGAAUGUUCACACUUUAGUUUGGAGCUGGUAGAUCGUAGAGAAAAGUUGCCACAGCCUGGACAGUAUGAUGCAUUGACUCAUUGCAAGGAGAAGGAUAUUGAUGACUGUUGGUUUUACUUUACAUACUCUGUUGACUCAAAUAACAAGGCCAUUGUUCAUGUGGUGAAGACGCCAGAAUGCCCAAGUGGUCCUGACAUCAUUCCUAUUGUUGCUGGUGUGGUUGCUGGAAUUGUUCUUAUUGGUCUAGCUUUAUUGCUGAUUUGGAAGUUACUUAUGAUCAUUCACGAUAGAAGAGAAUUUGCAAAAUUUGAGAAAGAAAAAAUGAAUGCAAAAUGGGAUACGCAAGAAAAUCCAAUAUACAAGAGUCCUAUUAAUAAUUUCAAGAAUCCAAACUAUGGACGUAAAGCUGGUCUCUAAGUUUCCGUUCGUAUUUUCUUUUCUAUUUCUUUCUCUUUGCAUGAGCUUUUCUUCAGGCUUACUGAAUGCAGCUUUAACUAAUUAUUGCUUGAUUCCUAACACUUUUCUUUAAUUGCUGCAUCUUUGAAUUAAGUAACAGAAUUUAGAGAGCCAGUUUAGUGUAAUAAUAAACUUGGUUAGAACCUGGGAAACCAAAUUCUAGCUUUAGGCAUGUAGUCUUUGGACUUUGAGCAUAUUAUACUUUUUCUCAGCUAUAGGAAGAAGGUAACAAAAAAACCAUUUCUGAAGAAUUUUGGCAAGAAAACUUAAGGGCAGCCAAUAAAUAAAUAGGAAGUGGACAGGCAUUUAGGAACCCAUUUUGCUCCCUUUAGUAAAGUCUGAAACACUGAUGAGUAAAACAAAGACCCCCCACCAAAAAAAAAUGGGAAAUGCAAACCAGAGCACUUUCUUUUCGUGAUAAGGGCUUCUAUGCAAAAUUAUAUUAAUCACAUGUUUGAGCUCUGGCCAUUUUCCAGCCUUAGGGCUUGGCAAAUAUGAGAUAUAAUGCUCUUCAAAUCUGUAAAAUAAACAAGGCAUGAUGUAGCUUAAUUUAAAGUAGUUGUAGUUGUUAAUGGAACAAAUUUAUUUAGUGCACUGUCACUGAAAUCACUCAUUUUAGCUGGGUAGUUAGUUUACUUGAGAAUAGUGAUCGAGAACACUCUCCUCAGAUGACUCUUAUGACAGUGGCCACUAACUAAACAUAUGCUUUACAGAAAAAAGCAUCAAUGGCAGGAAAUGUAGUACAGCACAAGGCAGUCUUGGCAAUAUAUAAAAUAAUUCUUUUUGAAUGUUGAUUUCUAUUCCAGCUGACCUUGAAAAUAGCAGGAUAAGGUAGAAAAUAAUUAGAUUGAACUUUGCUGAUAGUUUAUAUAGUACAAACUUAAUUUGUGACACAACCAGAGUAUUAUAGUAUAGGUAAAUAUGCUGCAUUCUUCACAUAUAUGUCCUCCUUUUCGUACUUUUUCUCAUUUCUUUUAUUCUAUAUCCAUUCCAUCUCUUAUUAUUUGAUAUUCAGUUGUUUUUAUUUCUGAAUACUCUGAUGCUAUGAAUAUGAUUAUAUGAUUGUGAAUGAUAAUCUUGAAAAAAGACAAAACAUUUUCCCCAACCUUUAAAAAAGAAUAGUUAGCAAAGGUUCAAAAAUAGUAUCCUGGACUGAAGCUAAUUUUGGAUGCAGUACAAUGUUAGUUUUUAAAGUCUAAUAAUAUAAUGCAUUGCAGUAUAGGGAAUUAGUUGCAAAUCAGUUUGCUGUGUAAUUUGGAACAAAUUCAUCCAUGCUUAAACAACCUGAUUAUACAGGGUUUGUGUGUGAGUCGCAAGUCCUCUCUUCUGUUUGCUGUUUGUGAGCUUUAUUCCUCAAUAUUGAAGGAUGGAUUUGCUGUGUUCACAUUGAAACUAAUUUUAUGGCUGACAUUACUCAGAUCAUUAAAGACUUGAGUAAUAAAGAAGCACUUAGCUGUGAUUUUUUCUGAUAGAGCAAUGUCUGUUAAUUUUGCACUGUGAAAAAUACAUCCAAAGUUUCCAAUUUAAUUAAAGUAUGUAUAUACUGGAGGAAAUAUGGAAUCAAUAGAGGCAUGUAAAGAAAAACAUUCUUUUCUUUUUCCCAUUUUUUUUUGAAAAUAUUUUAUUGUUUUUUUAAUUUUUAAGAAAAAGUACUCAGG
Messenger RNA from Crotalus tigris (Tiger rattlesnake), 4445 nucleotides. It is a transcript of the gene ITGB1, whose product is annotated as integrin subunit beta 1. Bases 52 to 2748 code for a protein of 898 amino acids. The record is from RefSeq and is a predicted model, not a curated record. NCBI's taxonomy places the organism in Eukaryota, Metazoa, Chordata, Lepidosauria, Squamata, Viperidae. Gene Ontology annotation, molecular function: integrin binding; collagen binding involved in cell-matrix adhesion; C-X3-C chemokine binding. Gene Ontology annotation, cellular component: focal adhesion; integrin complex; cell surface. Gene Ontology annotation, biological process: cell migration; integrin-mediated signaling pathway; cell adhesion mediated by integrin. The transcript has 16 exons.